AUGCUGGUGGCGUGCGGCAUGCAGCGCUGUCACCAGGAAGCGCUCAAGAGGAAUCGGGUGCUGCUGGCGAAACAGCUGGUGUUAAAGGAGUUGAUGGAGCACAUGAUAGAGAAGGACGUCAUCACCACGGAGAUGAUGGAAAUGAUAGAGGCCAAGUCUGGGAGCUUCAGCCAAAAUGUGGAAUUCCUCAAUUUGCUGCCCAAGAGAGGCCCUAAUGCCUUCUCAGCCUUCUGCGAAGCUCUGCGGGAAACCAAACAGCAUCAUCUGGAGGCAGUGAUCUUGAAGACGACAUCCAGUCUGAGCCAUGGGAUUGCAAAGCUUGAACACUGUCACAAAUCAAGUCUUCCGUUCCCUGCCAGCGAGUCAUGUAAUGCGAAGAGAUCGCGCCGGAUCGUUUGCACAGAACCAAUGGAACAUUCCUUGGAUAAUGGCGAUGGUCCCCCGAUUCCUCCAGUGAGGUCCUGCACUCCUGAAUUUUACCGUGAUCAUCAGCACUUGGCAUAUAAACUGGUAUCAGAGCCCCGAGGCUUUGCACUUAUUCUCAGCAAUGUCCACUUCAGCAGUGAGAAGGACUUGGAGUAUCGUGCAGGGGGAGAUGUGGACUGUACUUCCCUGGAGAUGCUUUUCAAGCGUCUUGGAUAUCAAGUGACUGUCUUUCAUGAUCAAACUGCACAGGAGAUGCAGAAUGCAUUGGAGAGAUUCUCUAAGAUUCCAGAUCAUCGGGAUGUGGAUUCCUGUAUCGUAGCUUUACUUUCCCACGGUGUGGAGGGUGGGGUUUAUGGCAGUGAUGGCAAACUACUACAGUUGCAGGAGGCUUUCCGGCUCUUCGAUAAUGCAAACUGUCCAGAACUCCAAAAUAAGCCCAAAAUGUUCUUUAUUCAGGCCUGCCGGGGAGAUGAGACAGACCGGGGAGUGGAUCAAAGAGAUGGGAAAGAAUGGUCAGAUUCCCCAGGCUGUGAGGAAAGUGAUGCCAACAAGGAAGAAAAUCUCAAGCUUCGUCUGCCUACGUGCUCUGAUAUGAUCUGUGGAUAUGCUUGUCUGAAAGGCACCGCGGCCAUGCGUAACACCAAGCGUGGAUCCUGGUACAUCGAGGCUCUCACCUCUGUCUUUGCAGAGGACUCCCGAGACACUCACGUGGCUGACAUGUUGGUGAAGGUGAAUAGGCAAAUCAAGCAACGAGAAGGUUAUGCCCCAGGCACAGAAUUUCACCGCUGCAAGGAAAUGUCAGAAUACUGUAGCACACUCUGUCGGGACCUUUACCUGUUCCCUGGCUAUCUGCCGGGAAAAUAA
Messenger RNA from Eurypyga helias (sunbittern), 1290 nucleotides. RefSeq names its product caspase 2, apoptosis-related cysteine peptidase (gene CASP2). Bases 1 to 1290 code for a protein of 429 amino acids. Gene Ontology annotation, biological process: regulation of apoptotic process; proteolysis. The transcript has 10 exons. NCBI's taxonomy places the organism in Eukaryota, Metazoa, Chordata, Aves, Eurypygiformes, Eurypygidae. The record is from RefSeq and is a predicted model, not a curated record.